Pan troglodytes (chimpanzee) is the source of this 1834-nucleotide messenger RNA. RefSeq names its product tumor suppressor candidate 3 (gene TUSC3). Gene Ontology annotation, cellular component: oligosaccharyltransferase complex. The record is from RefSeq and is a predicted model, not a curated record. The transcript is spliced from 10 exons. The coding region runs from base 345 to 1388 and encodes 347 amino acids. NCBI's taxonomy places the organism in Eukaryota, Metazoa, Chordata, Mammalia, Primates, Hominidae.
AGAUUGAGGUCCCAGGGCCAAACGACCACUCCUCUCCUCAGCGCGGGUCCGGGAAAGGCAAGCUCCGGGCGGCAGCGCACGCCGCGCCCCCGAAGCCUGGCUCCCUCGCCACGCCCACUUCCUGCCCCCAUCCCGCGCCUUUCCAGGUCUUCUCCCGGUGAACCGGAUGCUCUGUCAGUCUCCUCCUCUGCGUCCUCGGCCGCGGCCCGGGUCCCUCGCAAAGCCGCUGCCACCCCGGAGGGCCCAGCCAGCGGGCUCCCGGAGGCUGGCCGGGCAGGCGUGGUGCGCGGUAGGAGCUGGGCGCGCACGGCUACCGCGCGUGGAGGAGACACUGCCCUGCCGCGAUGGGGGCCCGGGGCGCUCCUUCACGCCGUAGGCAAGCGGGGCGGCGGCUGCGGUACCUGCCCACCGGGAGCUUUCCCUUCCUUCUCCUGCUGCUGCUUCUCUGCAUCCAGCUCGGGGGAGGACAGAAGAAAAAGGAGAAUCUUUUAGCUGAAAAAGUAGAGCAGCUGAUGGAAUGGAGUUCCAGACGCUCAAUCUUCCGAAUGAAUGGUGAUAAAUUCCGAAAAUUUAUAAAGGCACCACCUCGAAACUAUUCCAUGAUUGUUAUGUUCACUGCUCUUCAGCCUCAGCGGCAGUGUUCUGUGUGCAGGCAAGCUAAUGAAGAAUAUCAAAUACUGGCGAACUCCUGGCGCUAUUCAUCUGCUUUUUGUAACAAGCUCUUCUUCAGUAUGGUGGACUAUGAUGAGGGGACAGACGUUUUUCAGCAGCUCAACAUGAACUCUGCUCCUACAUUCAUGCAUUUUCCUCCAAAAGGCAGACCUAAGAGAGCUGAUACUUUUGACCUCCAAAGAAUUGGAUUUGCAGCUGAACAACUAGCAAAGUGGAUUGCUGACAGAACGGAUGUUCAUAUUCGGGUUUUCAGACCACCCAACUACUCUGGUACCAUUGCUUUGGCCCUGUUAGUGUCGCUUGUUGGAGGUUUGCUUUAUUUAAGAAGGAACAACUUGGAGUUCAUCUAUAACAAGACUGGUUGGGCCAUGGUGUCUCUGUGUAUAGUCUUUGCUAUGACUUCUGGCCAGAUGUGGAACCAUAUCCGUGGACCUCCAUAUGCUCAUAAGAACCCACACAAUGGACAAGUGAGCUACAUUCAUGGGAGCAGCCAGGCUCAGUUUGUGGCAGAAUCACACAUUAUUCUGGUACUGAAUGCCGCUAUCACCAUGGGGAUGGUUCUUCUAAAUGAAGCAGCAACUUCGAAAGGCGAUGUUGGAAAAAGACGGAUAAUUUGCCUAGUGGGAUUGGGCCUGGUGGUCUUCUUCUUCAGUUUUCUACUUUCGAUAUUUCGUUCCAAGUACCACGGCUAUCCUUAUAGCUUUUUAAUUAAAUGAAGCCAAGUGGGAUUUGCAUAAAGUGAAUGUUUACCAUGAAGAUAAACUGUUCCUGACUUUAUACUAUUUUGAAUUCAUUCAUUUCAUUGUGAUCAGCUAGCUUAUUCUUGUGUACUUUUUUUAAACUGUGGGUUUUCCUAGUAAAUUUAAUUUAUAGAAAUCAAUGGUAGCAUUUAGUCAUCUACAAAGGAAUAUCAAAGUGUUUUUCAAGCCUGUUAUAUUCAGUGUGUGCCACAGGAUUGAAAUAAAUGACAAUGUAAUUAUGAAUUCAUGUUUUAGAACUGUUUACUCAUUAGUAAAGGACCGCAAUGUUAGAAAAGAAAACCUAUGAAAUGUAUGUUAAAGAUUCGUAGUAUUGUACAGGGAUAAAGCAAAUGCAUGAAAAUAUGUCAUGUACUGAAAAUUAAACUUCCUUCAGUUUCAGUUAUAAAGGACGUGCACUGUUA